AUGAGCUAUAUUUCAAAUAUAGCUACAAUUGGAUGGCCAGUAGGUGUGUGGAUCGAUGCUGGUAGUCGAUUCGAAAAUGACAAGAAUAACGGUGUUGCCCAUUUCCUAGAACAUAUGGCUUUUAAGGGUACAAUGAAACGUUCACAGUCAGCUUUGGAAUUAGAGGUGGAAAAUAUGGGUGCACAUUUGAAUGCAUAUACUUCGAGAGAACAAACAGUGUAUUAUGCGAAAUGUUUUUCACAGGAUGUUGAUCACGCUGUAGAAAUUCUUGCCGACAUAUUACGUAAUAGUCAGCUGAGAACUGGCGAAAUCGAACGUGAACGUGGUGUAAUAUUGCGUGAAAUGCAAGAGGUUGAACAAAAUUUGCAAGAGGUUGUGUUCGAUCACCUCCAUGCUGGUGCUUUCAAGGAUUUGGUGAAGUACAUAAAUGAACACUACCGAGGACCUCAUAUGGUACUAGCAGCGGCAGGCGGUAUUGAUCACCAAAAAUUGGUAGAGCUAGGCAAACAAUACUUUGGCGAUUUAGGUGGCGCUGAUGAGAAUUUCGUAGCUGAAUCUGGAAAGUUUGUCGCAAGCUAUCAGGACAUCCGGGAUGAAAGGAUGUCGAUGGUAUUUGGUGCAUUAGCUGUUGAAGGAGCUUCGUGGACCCAUCCUUAUAAUAUUCCUCUGAUGGUUGCGAAUACGUUGAUUGGACAAUGGGAUCGAACAAAUGCAGUUGGAAUCAAUGCACCAUCGCGUUUGGGUCAAAGUUUGGGUUUAAAUGCUCGAGUUCAAUCAUUUCAAGCUUUUAAUACGUGCUACAAAGAUACCGGUCUAGUCGGUGUUUAUUUCGUAUGUGAACAAAGCGGAGCUCGUGCUGUUGUUGACAGUAUCACGCAGCAAUGGAUUGACUUAUGUGAUAAUAUAACUGAGGAAGAGGUGGAAAGAGGAAAACGAUCAUUACUGACAAAUAUGUCUCUUAUGCUCGAUGGAUCCACACCAAUUUGUGAGGAUAUUGGGAGGACUUUUGGUACCCAUGCUGAUAGCGGUAUGAAACAUGCGCGAUCCAAAAAAUGUUUUCAUUUGGUAAAACGUUCUUCCAGUGUCUCACGACCUCUGAUUAAUACAUACCUUAUAUGGCUGGCAUUUUCCGACACGGCCUUGCUAAUUAGUGCCGCGCUAUUAUACUGUAUACCGGAAUUUUUCAUAUCACUGGGUAAUUAUGCUCGGUUUUUUCCAUCUUAUUAUUUGCUUAGUAAUGCAUCCCUAACAGCAUCUGUUUGGCUCAUGUGUGUGUUGAUGUUCGAGCGGUAUCGUGCAUUUUGCAGACCAUUAGAUAGUCACGUGAAACCGCAAAGGAUACAUCGAACUCUUUCCUUAGUAUCUCUGUUGGCAUUAAUCUUUUCACUUCCAAGAUUUUUCGAAUUGUCUGUUUAUGAGCUGGACGGUGAAUAUCAUGUGAAUCAAACAUUGCUUGUAGAAACACGUGCCUAUAUGGUUGGUUAUCGAAUAAUUGGUGGGAUGCUGUUCUAUUCUUUAUUUCCAUACGUCAUACUAUUCAUAAUCUCGGCUCGUAUAUGCUUUGCUAUACAUGCCGCUAACAAGCAGCGGCAAAAUUUUAUUGCUACCCCUAAUGUUACCCAUUUCAGAAGCACUGACUGUGAACUAGUCCUCAUUACUGUAGUGGCUAAAUUCCUUAUUUCACGACUAAUGCCAACUGCUUUAGAUUUGGCGGAACAUAUCAUUAGUUCCUCGGAAUUUCUAGCUUCCACCACUGCCACAUUUUUUGUGGACAUCAGUAAUCUUAUCGUUGUCAUAUCCAGUGCUACGAAUUUUUUUAUUUAUUUCACUCUGUCACGAGCAUUCCGACGUACUGUCUUUAACUCUCUUCCAAACCUCAAUUUCCAACUUACUAUCUUCCGAGGACAGAAACGUUAUUUCACUGUACAGCGUCAUGCGGUGGAAACAGUAUGUAUACCGCAACCAACGUUAAACGAAGUAAGCAAAAGUACUGUGUCUGUUGUAGAUGGUCGUUUACUGUCUAUCAUCGAAGUACACAUCUAA
Molecule: messenger RNA, 2043 nt
Organism: Acanthocheilonema viteae
Lineage: Eukaryota; Metazoa; Nematoda; Chromadorea; Rhabditida; Onchocercidae
Source: the annotation of a GenBank genome assembly